UACAGCACUCUGGUCUGUCAGGAGGGUGUGUGGUGGCCGUGUGACAGAUUGGUGACGUGGAGAAGCAUGGAUUUGUUUAUUUAGCUAUUUUUGUAUAUAUUGUUCUUCCCGUUUUCCUCUCCAUGAUGUGAUGUUAUACGAAUCUGCACACUCUUAAUGAAGAUCACGAAGGGGAGAGCGGCAGAAGACAAAUAUAUGAACAAAGUAAUUCGUAGAUGUGACAAGUAUACCAAGGCUGCGCCCAUGUCGUUCCCACAGUUCAGCCUGAGUGACAUGAUGCGGGGGAAGAGUAAGGACGAGGUGAAGAGGAAACACAAGCAUGAGGUCACGCCCCUCAUCCCCGGGCCUGGAGACGAACGCGAGUCGAGAGUGGGACGGAUAGACUGGUGUCACUGCAAAAACUGUGUCCGCGUGCAAACCGAGGAGGAGUGUUACUGUUGCCACGAGGACGAGGAGGCGUGGCAGCGGGCGCUGGGGGAGGGCGCGGGCGAGGAGCGGCGGCCCAUUAACUGCCUGGUGGAGCAUCCCUUCUUCACCUCCGUCUGCCUCAACCCCUACGCCCUCAAGGCACUCCACAGCAGGGACUCCAAGCUGUUUGAGGACGAUGAGGACGCCCCGAGCUACCAGAAGUACCGCCUCACCGCCUUCCGCGCCUUCGUCGAGUUCUUUCACGGCCAGCUCGAGGAGGACGUGCAAGGCCCCGUCCCCGCCUGCGCCGCCGCCACCAUACGAGGGGUCUUCAAGGAGCACCCCUUCAUCCUCGGCCUGCCCGGGUACACGCCUGUCUGACCUGCCUCCUGCGUGUAUCCUACCUGUCUUCCUGUGUCUCUUCUCGGAUGGCCUGUACUGUGUUUGACCUGUAAGAGAUAUUCCCCUUGUAGCCUUCCUGCCUGCUCUGGUGACCUGUAAAUGUGUGACCUGUCUUUAGUGUGCCAUCUGCCGGCCUUCCUGUGUCUACUGAUGGCCUGUAUUAUGUUUGAGAUGCCUCUCGUGUGAGUGGUGGCCUGUAACAUAUGACCUGCCUUCCUGUCCCUCUUUGAUGACCUGUAAUAUGUUUAACCUGCCUUCUGUGUGAGUUGUGACCUGUGAGAUGUUUGACCUGCUCCUUGUCCCCUUCCUGUUCUCCCUGGCAACCCUGUAAGAUGUUUGACCUACCCUCUGAAUUUCUGGUGACCUGUAAAUUGUUUGACCUGUCUUUUGCCUGCCCUAGUAACCUGUGAGAUGUAUGACUUGCCUCCUGUCUCCUUCUUGCCUCUCCUGGUGACCUGGAAGCAGUAUGACCUGUCUCCUGCCUGCUCUGGUGACCUGUAUACUGUUUGACCUGCCUUCCGCCUGCCCUGGAUUGUUCGACUUUCCUCCUGCCUGUAACCUGCACACCCAUCACCACCACCUGUCUGCUCCCUUGUGACCCCC
Messenger RNA from Eriocheir sinensis (Chinese mitten crab), 1413 nucleotides. RefSeq lists its product as uncharacterized. The coding region runs from base 157 to 789 and encodes 210 amino acids. The record is from RefSeq and is a predicted model, not a curated record. NCBI's taxonomy places the organism in Eukaryota, Metazoa, Arthropoda, Malacostraca, Decapoda, Varunidae. The transcript has 4 exons.